UAAUUGAUUGCAAGUAUACAGUAGACGCUUUAGAAAAUAACUUUCAAGAGAAUAAAGUGUUUUAAAUAUAUAAAGAGUGUACAUUUGUAUAAUAAUGUCCCUUUAAACCAACGUGACACAAACUGUCGAAUAAAAUACAGCCAUUAUUUAUCUGACGUAACAGUCGUCCUUAUCUACACGUACAUGUAUUAAUACAUGUAAUGGAUUUUCUAUUGUAGUUGCGAAGUAGAAGAAAAAAAUGACUUCAUCAGUUGUGACUGUUUCCCUCACGUUUGUCGUGCUUGGAUCUUUUAUAAUCAGUGGAAUAAGCUCGAGUAAGGUGGAACUGGAUAAAGGUUUUGAAAGCGUCAAUGCGAAGUCAAGAAGAUUUCUUAUGACUCAUCAUUCAAAUAUGCCUUGGAUGUCAUGGAGACAGCAUGUGGCGUGCCUUACCACGUGUGUUAAUGGAUACGAAGCAGAAACUGUAGCUUGUUGUACAACUGGAGAUAAUAGAUUAUGUCUCAAUCUUCCAUUUGGACUUCUUAAUAGUUCCAUUGGGAGUUGUCCAGACUUUUGUCACAGAAAAUCUGCGGUAAAUUGUGGAACUCAAUCAGACCAAGUUUGUGGAUCAGACGGCGUGACAUAUACAAACAUGUGUGAGUUUUCAAAGGCGGUUUGCGACACCGACACAUUGAAAGAGGUUCAAAAAGGUCCAUGCCCUCAGAUAACAACACCUGUGACAACUGCGGCAGUAACCAUGGAUCGCAUUUUUCAAGUAUUUUGUGCUAGCAAGGACACAAUAGUAUGCCCAACUGACCUUGAUCCUAUCUGUGCCUCAAACAGAAAGUUUUAUGUUAACAAGUGCGAAUUUAGCAAAGCAACAUGCGACAAUUCAAUGCUUACUAGUAAGCCGAUAUCUUUUUGUACACAACUGUAAUAAGUUACAAUUUCAUAAUAAACACUUGAAUGUUUAUAUCCAG
Messenger RNA from Mercenaria mercenaria, 959 nucleotides. RefSeq lists its product as uncharacterized. Gene Ontology annotation, molecular function: protein binding. Bases 239 to 916 code for a protein of 225 amino acids. The record is from RefSeq and is a predicted model, not a curated record. The transcript has 8 exons. NCBI's taxonomy places the organism in Eukaryota, Metazoa, Mollusca, Bivalvia, Venerida, Veneridae. Gene Ontology annotation, biological process: cell differentiation; multicellular organism development.